Ostrinia furnacalis (Asian corn borer) is the source of this 761-nucleotide messenger RNA. Its product is annotated as DNA repair protein XRCC1-like. Gene Ontology annotation, biological process: single strand break repair; base-excision repair. The transcript has 6 exons. The record is from RefSeq and is a predicted model, not a curated record. NCBI's taxonomy places the organism in Eukaryota, Metazoa, Arthropoda, Insecta, Lepidoptera, Crambidae. Bases 126 to 761 code for a protein of 211 amino acids. Gene Ontology annotation, molecular function: damaged DNA binding. Gene Ontology annotation, cellular component: nucleus.
GACAAAUAUACCUGUCAAAAUUCGUGCCAAAUAAAACACCGGCGCGCGGCGCGAUUUAUUUUAUUAAAAACUACUUAAUUUAUCGAGUGCGUAACGUUGCUUUCCACCAAAUCAAUGAUAAUAUUAUGCCUCGUGUAAAAAUUGAUUACAUUGUUAGUUUUAGCAGUGAGGAUCCGGAUAAUCCGGCGAGUAACCUGCUAGCAUGGGACGUGAGCAAGAAGCGCUGGUUGUGCGCGAAAGGGGAGCCGUCGUGCUCCGUCGUCCUCCAGCUUCCGCGAGCUGUCAAGAUUUCUGCAGUACAUAUUGGAGCCCAUCACGCUGCCCUGGUGGAGGUGCUGGUGGGGCGCUCGGAGAAACCAAAUGAACCUUUUCAAGUGCUGGUGCCGAGCUGCGUAUUUUUAUCGCCGGCGGAGUCGCGCAAGGACGCGGGCGUGGAGCGCGUGCGCUCCUUCAGCGGCUCGCAGCUGGCCGCCGCGCGCGCGCAGCGCUGGGACCGCGUGCGCCUCGUGUGCUCGCAGCCCUACAACAAGCACUGCAAGUACGGGCUGAGCUUCGUGCACAUAUCGGAGCCGGAGGACUCAUCUGCGCCCGCGCCUGCCCCGGCCCCCAGUACCGUGGCGGCGCCGAGCCCGGUCCCCGGCGCGGCGCUGGCGCGGCUGUUGGACGCGGGCUCGUCGUCGGAUGACGAGUUCAAGCCGGGGGAGCUGUUCGCAAGGCACAAUAGCUCACGGAACAGCACUGACACAGGCGUGCGUCAUUAG